This is a messenger RNA of Caenorhabditis angaria, 647 nucleotides long. NCBI's taxonomy places the organism in Eukaryota, Metazoa, Nematoda, Chromadorea, Rhabditida, Rhabditidae. The record is from the annotation of a GenBank genome assembly.
AUGAGAUUUUUCGUGAUUUUCACAAUUUCAAUUCUGACCGUUUUGGGUCAGCAUAGCGAAUCGGAUUGUCGUGCUCAAUUAGAUCUUGGAAAAUCAAAAUGUUCGGGAAAGAAGGCUGAAAUUAAGGUGAGCUAGACACAAAAAAAAAAUAAAAAUAGAGUCUAUUUUUGUUUUCAGUACCACUACGAUGCUAAAACCGCCACAUGUUUGGCAUUUUUGUACACGGGAUGUGGUGGAAAUGCGAAUCGAUUCGACAGCGACAGUGAAUGCUAUCGUACUUGUCAGGGAAUCGAUGCGUUGAACUGUCCACUAGGCUCAAAACCUUUGCCGAAAACCAAUAUUUGUCAAGAUUCGGUGAGAUGAAUCUCUCGAAGUUUCAGAAAAAAAAUCCCUGAAAUUUCCAGAAAGAAUGCGGUUCCAAGGGAUAUUGUAACAUGGGCAGUGGAUUCGGAAUUUGUUGCGAGAAAAAAUGGCAAGAAAAAUUGGAUAAAGAAUAUGGCCCGAAAUGUCCAGCAGGGAAAAAAGCCUAUGAGCCAACUGAUGGUGGAAUUGCGAGUUUGAGAUUGGGCAAAUCGUGUAAAUCGAAUCAUUGUCCGGAAAAAGCCACAUGUGUUCAAGGAGAAUUUUUCGCAGCUUGUUGUGUAUAA